AUGAUUCAGAAUGUGAAUUAAUAUGAUUUUGAAAUAUGUUAGAUUCAUAGAGAAAAAAUAGUUUACAUUGAUAAAGAAUAAUCAGAUUUAUCAAAAAGGGCCCUUUGCAAUUUAUGUGUUGCUGAAUAGGAGAAAAAUAGAAAUCUAAAAAUGAUAGAUAAUAUCAAAAGUUAACUAUAUAAUUUAAUAGAAUAAUUAACUUAGAAUAGAGAUACUAAAACAUAUUAAAAUAUUACUGUGUUGAAAGAUUUGCAUAAUUUUUUACAUUAACAAUAAGGGAAAUUUUGUCAUUAAAUAGAAAAAUGUUAAUAAAAUAUAAUUAAUUAAAUCAGUCUAUUAUAAGAGGCUAAUUUAUAAUACAAAAACAAAAUAAACCUAAUAACAGUACAUGAUUUGAAUUCUCCAGAUAAAAUAAAGUCUUAAUUAAAAAAAGAGAUUAUUGAUUGCAAAGGUGUUUAAGAUUAUUUAAUAAAAUAAAUAAAUGCUUUUGAAGUAUUUUAGUUAAAGUAAUUAUUUGAAGAAAAAAUAUAAAAAAUUGAUUUUGGUGAUUAAAAUUUAGAAUUGGAAUAAUUAUGUGAUUUGGAAUUAGUGAAUAAUGAAUAAUAACAAAAAGUUAAUUGGAAAUGUGAUCAACAUUUAGAAGACAUUAUGUUUAUAGAUUUGGGAUAUUAAUAAACAAUUCCUAAUAGAUUGGCAUGUAGAAAAUGUGUUCCAAAUUAUAAUAUAUAAUUUACUAAUGUAGAAGAUUUAUAAAUAUUAUGGCGAAAAUAUGAAUAAGAUACUGAAAAAUAGGUUUAGAUUUAUUUAAAUUUUUAAAAAAAAAUUAAUAAUUAAAUUAUGAAAAUAAUAAGAUAACUUAAGAUUGAAAUAAAUACCCAAAUUGAUGGAUUAAUUUAAUUAUAUCAAAAAUCACUUUAAUUUAAUAUAUAUGAUUCAUUAUACAAACCAUUUACAUUAUUAUAGAAGGAUUGGCAGACCAUUUCAAAGGAUGAAAUUAUAAUUAUAGCAGAUUAAAUAAGUCAAAAAAAUAGAGAUUAAAUUAUUAAAUUAAAUGUAAGAAAUGAAUUCAAACAUAAAGAACAAUUUUAAAAAAAUACAAUAGUUACUAAUUUAUAAAAAAUUUUAAAUCUAAUUAAUGCAUCACUUUCUGAAAUAUAGAAUACAAAUCCUAAAGAAAAUAUUCUUGAUCUCUAAAACAAAAAUAUCUAUUAAAUUAGAAGGCCAAAAAAUAAUUCAUUUCUUGGUCCUGCAACAACUCGUAAUGAAAAGGUACUAACAGAAAAUUCCCCAACAAUUAAAAGAGAAUUUAAUUUUGAAUCUAAUCGAGAUUCUUUUGAACUUGAAUUUAUUAAUCAAGAUUCUCCCUUAAAAAAAACCAUUUCUAAAAUGAAAUCCAGUUUUAGAUAAAAUUGGGUCAAAAGAUUAUAAAAAUCAUUAUAAUAUUAGAUAAUAAAUCAAAUAGAUGAAAAUUUAUCAACUCUAUCAGUAGCAAUUAAUUCUUAAUCUUCUAUUUUAGUUUUGGGAUAAUAUUGGGGAGAAAUAAAAGUUUUUUCUUUUAAUGAUGGAACAUUAAAAUUAAUUUAGGUUUUAUAAGAACAUACUUUAAAUGUUAAAUGUCUUUAUUUUAUGAAAGAAUCCUCAUCAUUUCUAUCUGGGAGCAAUGAUAAAUCCAUAAUUAUUUGGGAGGAAGAUUUAGAUAAUAAAUGGUAUAGUAAAUAGAAAUUGAUAGGUCAUCAAGGAUAAGUUUAAUGUCUCAUAAUGAAUCAUUAAGAAAAUCUAAUAAUAUCAGGCAGCUAAGAUAAAACAAUAAGGUUUUGGGUAAAAGAAAGUGAAUGGUAGUGCCAAUAGAUUUUAAGUGCACACGAAAAUAGUGUAAGAAGUAUUAGUUUAAAUAAAGUUGAAGAUCAAUUAAUAUCUUGUGCAGAGAAUGAAUUAAAGAUAUUGAUUAUCUAACUUUAAUAUGAUUCUAAAACUUGGGCUAUAGUAAAUGAAAUUAAUGUAGAUUACUGCGGUUCAGGUUUACUAUUCAUAAAUGAAAAUAUGUUUGCAUACUAACCUUCUAGUAUAGAUUAGCUUUAUCUCUUCAAAUAACAUAGGUCUUAGAAAAAUUAGUAUGUCUUUAAACAAUAAAUAAAAAUUGAAACUGGAGAUAUAUGUACUUCUUUAUUCCCUCUAAUGUUCAUAAAAUCAUAAUCUAUUUUAAUGACGAAAAAUGGUCGAUAUAUUAAUAUUAUUAGAAAAGAUAAGUAUGAUGAAUAUAUAGUAGAAUAAACAUUUGAAAAUGUUAGUAAUUGUUGCGGAAUUAAAGGAACCUUGACAUCAGAUGGGGAAUUCCUUAUUAUAUGGGAUGGAAAAUUUAAUAAGAUUACAGUAAGAAAGCUUAAAGAGUAUUGA
This is a messenger RNA of Paramecium primaurelia, 2394 nucleotides long. NCBI's taxonomy places the organism in Eukaryota, Ciliophora, Oligohymenophorea, Peniculida, Parameciidae. The record is from the annotation of a GenBank genome assembly.